Chiroxiphia lanceolata (lance-tailed manakin) is the source of this 4521-nucleotide messenger RNA. RefSeq names its product CDP-L-ribitol pyrophosphorylase A (gene CRPPA). NCBI's taxonomy places the organism in Eukaryota, Metazoa, Chordata, Aves, Passeriformes, Pipridae. The coding region runs from base 2717 to 3757 and encodes 346 amino acids. The record is from RefSeq and is a predicted model, not a curated record. The transcript is spliced from 10 exons. Gene Ontology annotation, molecular function: D-ribitol-5-phosphate cytidylyltransferase activity. Gene Ontology annotation, biological process: isoprenoid biosynthetic process; protein O-linked glycosylation via mannose. Gene Ontology annotation, cellular component: cytosol.
AACAAACAUAUAGUACUUUUCUGCUUCAUUGUUUUCUUUCUGCUAGUAUUUAGGUCUUCCUAAGGCAGUUUUAAAGUGAUUAUAACUGGAGUUGUUGUGUUUCAUCUGGUCAGACCUGAUUUUCCACUUCAGAACUACAGCCUAUGUUGUAUGGAAGCACUGGAGUUCUGUAUUGUUUAAACAGAUUGGGGUACAGUAUUAUGAUCUUUUUCAUACAUUGUGCUGAUUCUUGCUGCAACUUGUGUUAUCUUGAUCUAAUAUUACAGUUAUAAAAUUGAAAUGGUGUUUUUAAAUUGGAUUUGAGCAGGUCCUGAGCUGCUUAUUAUUUUAGUGUGAAAUCUUUCUGAAGAAGAUGAUGUGACAAAUUGAGGGAGGAAAAAAGGAUUCAUUUACUGACAGAUUGAGUGUAUACUGAUAACUUUCUACUUUGUUAAAACAUUUGCAACAUUUCCAUAAGCAAAUCUUUAAAGGAGCAAGCACCCGUGUGAUGCACUGUCCUUAUUCAUUAAAAUUUGUAGCGUACUUUACUGGAUUAGUACUUUCCAUGAGUUUUGGUGGGACAAAACCCAAGCUGUUCUGGUACGUAAUCAGUCUAGUGGAUGACUUUAUAAUCUCAUAUGAAUAGGUUACAUCCCUAAAUCCCAGCUCUAACUGUAGAAUAUGAGUCUGGAAUGAAUUUAGGGAGGACAUACUCAAGUUUACAAAUGUGUUUAUGCAGACACAGGGUGGAGCUGUGACCGCAUCCUGUCACUUUUUGGUAUAUUGUACCCCACUGGAGACCUUGAGCCAUUCCACCCACCCUGUGCAGAGAUUUAUCAUAGGCUGGCCAGUACUUGUGCUCUCUUCCCAUCUUUUCAGAAGAUGCUGUGUGCUACCCAGUUACCUCAUAAUCUGUUUCAUUUAACUGCAGAAAGGGAAAUGUCAGUGCUUUUCUUAUGCAGAGCUAGUGAAUGUGCAGAAUGUCCACUGUUUCUGGGUACUGUGUAAGGCUGUAGUUGUUCUGCAAAUAGAAGUGCAGAGCUCUUGUUUUCAUUCAGUGUGAAAAAACUCUUCUUGAAUUUUGCUUUAUUUAAAUUAUUGACUCCCGAUAUUCAAAAGAACUGAGAUGAAUCCAGUUACUUUGCCCUAGUUCUAAGUUUAAGUCAUUCAAAGAUGCUAAGUUUUGUGGCUAAAUGUACGAUUAUGCCAGAACUAAUUUCAGAGGUUUUUAAAACCUUUUGAUGAACCUGUGGUGAGUGGCAAGUUGAAAUGAAACUUGAAACCAUAUGGUUAAGAUUUUACAUUUGAACAACUUAAUACUUUAAAAGUGCUGAGAAUAUGUUAGUUUGGCUGUAUUUUCUGCCUUUGUUAAUAAUAAAAUGAACACAAGGACAAAUAUUUUUCUUUUGAAGAAUGCUAAUAGCACUUCCAUUUAUUUUAUUUUUAACAGUUAUUUUAAAAUUAAUUGAAAUGGUUUUCCAUGGAGUUUUAUCAAUUGCAAAAAAAAAAAAGAACCCAACCCAUACGUAAGGUGGAAGAUGUUCUGUUGUUUCUCAUAGCUCUGGGGGACUGGUUUGUAUCACAGAUGACUUUUCUUUUGGAGUAAGGGUAGUUUCUAGGCAAUGCUUUCUCAUGUGUUAUUGUAGAAACCAGUAUCUUCAGCCUGUGUAGUUCUGAACUGUAAAUUUCUUACACUUAUUUUUCUAACUGGAAAUAUUUAGUACCUUUAUUCUUGUUUUGUCUACAAAAUUAGUUUCAAUAGCUUUACUAGUUUUACUUGAGAGAGCAUAUAGCACUUGUCUCUCUCCUUAGUUGGAUAUGUAGGUAAUUUUAACAUAGUAAGUUUUUUUUUUUUUAAUCGUUGCUCAUCUGAUGAGUUUCUUGCCUGACGUGCUAAGAAACUCUUCUGCCAUCUGUGGAGACACUUUUUUUUUUUAAUGUUCUCUACAUAACAUUUAGAAAAUAGGACACUAAAAUGGAUUUGAAUUCUGGUGUUUCCAUUUUUUUUGAAGAAGAGUAUGCAUGUGCGACUUGAAUUUGUAUUCCUAGGUCCUUUGACACAAGUAUGACUUUAGCCUUGCUUCAGUUAUGACUGGUUUUUUGUCUUGUGGUUUGUGGGUCAUUGUCCUCCCCCCUCCCCGACACCCUGUCUAUUGUAGACUUAGGCAGAUAGCAAUAGUAACAGCUUGAAGUUCUCUAAAAAUAUGGUUUUGAUGUUAAUGUAAUCUUACCUAGCACAGCUAUGUUUUUAUAUUUUUCUGGCUUCCUAGAGUACUAGAGCAGAAACAUUUGUGUGUAUUUUUUUUUUUUUUCAAACUACCAGUAUAAUAUUUCCUGUCAAUAUUCAAGUGUUACAGUAUCAUAAAUUCAUUAGGAAUCUGUCAAUUACUACUCAUGAUUGUCUUUAUAGUGAACUUAGUUUCAGAAUUUUUCUUGAUCCUCUUAUUUUUUUGUACACAGUGUACUACUUUGGAACAUGGAGUAUUCCAGGUCCCAGGAUUUACCAAUUUGUUGGAAACUGAUUAAUAAACUGUAACUGAUUGAUUUAGAAAUUCUGUUUGAAGCUAGGAAUGAGGCUGGAGUAAGAAAUGGUUUGAAGGCUUUUGGAAGGGUUAUCAGAAGGUGCCCCUCUGCAAAGUGGCUGUUGGAAGCAAGUCCAUUCCCAGAACUCCAAUUUUGUUGGAUAAGUUGGAUAUCUGACAUUAUUGUGGUGGUCUCUCCUGAAAAUAUUGAAACAAUGAAGACUAUCAUUGAAAAAUAUGGCCACAAAAGAGUUACAGUAGUAGAAGGUGGAAUAACUCGUCACCGGUCAAUUUUCAAUGGACUGAAAGUAUUUGCAGAGAAGGAAUUUUCCAGCCAUCUGCUCCAGAAACCAGAAGUAGUGAUUAUCCAUGAUGCUGUGAGGCCAUUUGUAGAAGAAGAUAUUCUUUCAAAAGUGGUUAUGGCUGCUAAAGAACACGGGGCAGCAGGAGCAAUUCGUCCUCUAGUUUCUACUGUUGUUGCCUCUGCUGCAGAUGGCUGUUUAGACCACUCAUUGGAACGUGCCAGGUACAGAGCGAGUGAAAUGCCUCAAGCUUUCUUGUUUGAUGUAAUCUAUGAAGCAUAUCAACAGUGUACAGACUAUGACCUGGAUUAUGGAACUGAAUGUUUGCAUCUGGCUCUGAAAUACUGUAAAACAAAUGCCAAACUUGUUGAAGGAACAGCUGACCUCUGGAAGGUGACCUACAAGCGGGAUCUGUAUGCAGCUGAAUCGAUUAUUAAGGACAACCUUUCACAAGAAGUUUGUGUUAUUACCGAUGCAAAUCAAACUGUUGCACAAGUUGGUUUUCUCCUUCCUGAGUCUCUGAAAAGACAAAUAAAAGUUGAAACUGUAUCGAUAUCUCAAAGCAGAAAUGAUAGCCAUCUACAAAGCAUCUUUUCAGGACAGUGCUACAAUUUUGUUUGUGUAAAUGAUAAAAAGUGUGCCAUUCAAGAAACCCAGCAACUAGUGCAUAUGUUGGAAAAAUCAGAUAUUCCUCUCUUAUAUCCAGUUGUCCUUAUUUCGGUGUACUUGGAUAUAUCAGGAAAUAAUUCUUUCAGCAUUGGGAUGGAAGAACUAGCUAGCAUCAAGAAAUUUGCAAGGGAAACUAAAAAGAAAAACAUUUUGGUUUAUGGUCUCCUUAUCCAAUAUAAGGACCCUUCACUUCUUCAGGAGACAGUAAAUUCUGCUGCUGCUCUUAUCAUGGCAUUAAUAAAGGACAGAAACCCGGAGCUGAUUGGCCAGCUGUUGGUAGCAUAAGACCAUAAAUCAUGUGUAGCUUUUGGAAACCUUUGUUUUUGUCAUCUAUUCACCGAAGGUCUUAAGUCAUUUUACUCUUUGAUUAAAACUAUGGAUUUAUGCCAUUUACUAUUAAGGUCCUUUAACAGCAUAUUUUUGAUACUUAAAAUGCAAGUCUGAUAUUAUGUAUAAAGUGUAAUAGGAAAUACAAAUAAUUCUGAGAUACACUGGGUACAUACUGUGAGGAAUGAUACUGAAAUGUUUUUUAAGGUACUGAUCAUUUAAAAAGGUGCACACAGGACACCAAAGCAUUCAUGCAGAAUUGUCUUUAAACAUGUGUGUGUGUUGUACUCUAGGAUUGCAUGACUUAAAUUUUAUUUAAGAUAAAUUAAUCCUAAAGCACAGCUUAUCUACUUUAUAUGAAAUUGUUUAAAAAUUGCUGCUGUAAUACCUAUCAGUGAAUGCAGAGUUCAUUGUAGAGUGUAGCCUUCCUGACAUCAAAAGAAACACAUAUUGCAAGAAGUGUGGGAAGGGUCAGGUCCCCAUCUUCUGUGAAAUGAAGGUAACCUCAAAUCAAAGAAAAGACAACAAGGUGCUAAACCCCAGUUUUCCAGAUGCAGUAUGCUCUGGCUGUAGCCUUUUGGUGCUACGCUUCUUCCAGUGCCCACGUGCCAUCAUUCAGAACUAGCUCCUGUAGCACCACUGAGUUACUGUAGUGCAAAUACUCUGGUUUUGCACAUCUGUGUAUGUAUAUGCAUGUAUGUGUGUGAGAAAAGGGUUAGGAC